Molecule: messenger RNA, 3448 nt
Organism: Tilletiopsis washingtonensis
Lineage: Eukaryota; Fungi; Basidiomycota; Exobasidiomycetes; Entylomatales
Exons: 1
Coding region: 191-3235 (1014 amino acids)
Biological process (GO): mitotic spindle orientation checkpoint signaling; regulation of Ras protein signal transduction
Cellular component (GO): SIN/MEN two-component GAP complex; mitotic spindle pole body
Molecular function (GO): GTPase activator activity
Source: RefSeq, a predicted model, not a curated record
CCACCACCACUCGAUCUCGGCACCAGCACCUCUGCCGUUGCCGCAUCCCUCGCAUCUGCGCCUGGCCGUGCCGCGCUUGCUCUCACGACCUCGCUGCCUCUCACGAUCCGCCAUGUCCCACUGAUGCGCGCUCCCGCCUGAGCGCCUUUCCCAACUCCUCCACCCGCCACCAAUCUGCGCGCUUUCCAUCAUGGCCAGCACGCUGCCGCCGCCCGCCAACUCCUCGCCCGAGAUGCCCGAGGAGUGGGCAGAGAGCGACUUUGACUUCUCCGAAGUCUCGCCCGCCGUGGCGCUGCGCCCGCCCUCGUCGCUCUCCGUCGCGCACUCGGCGCACUCGCACCCCGGCACGGCGAGCAGCGUCGCUGGCUCCGAGGCCGGCGACUCGACGCCAGCCGCGUCGGCAGGUCCAGCGCCUGCGCGCAGCUUCGCCGAUGCGGAUGAUGCUGCAGACGGCUUCAGCGAUGAGGACGAGGACCAGGUGGACACAAUCAAGUUCUCGGCGCUGACGGGCGACACGCUCGCGCAGCUCGCUGCUGCCAGCUCCGCCAGCAAGGCGAGCCGCAUCGCCGCAGCAGAGGGUGAUGCCUUCAGCGGCACCGUCACACACCUGCAGCCGGCGCGCGCGCCCAUUGCUGAUGUGGAGCUGGACUGGGACGAAGAUCUGGAGAUGCCCGAGGUGCUGCCGUCCGCAGUGGUCCUCCGGCGUCCGACCAGCUACACCAGUGCCGACACCGACUUCGACUCUGGCAUGGGCGAGACGAGCGACGGCACCACCGCCGAUCUGCACGCCGGCUCGCACGGCUCUAGUCCGCGGCGCCGGGCGACUGGCUCGUCCUGCUCCUCCGCCGCAUCGUCGCUGCUCUCUCCGCAGAGCCUGAAUCGUCUGAGCGACAAGGCGCAGGGCGUCACUUUUCCCACAGCAGAGACGGAGACCGACGACUUCGAGGGCGCCUUCGAGCUCGGCCCGGAGAUGGACCGCCUGCAGCUCAGCCCUACUAUCACGCGGCAGCGCUCGCAGCCUGCUCUGGAGCAGCAGAAGCAGCUGUGGGGCGAAGCGCCGGGCAAGCGCAGCAGCUCGCCGGACGUCGAUGCCUCUCGUCCAUCGCGCGAUCGCUCCGCGGGAGGCAGCAGUGUUGGCCUGCACUGCAUGGAGAGCAGCGAUGCAGACGAUGAGGAGGAUCUGCUGGACGGCCUCGAGGUGCCUGACGACCUCUUUGGUCAGGCCACUCCCGUCGACGGAAGUGCUCUAGCGCCUCAGUCGCCACGCGACAAGCUGCAGGCGAUGCUCAACGCGCGUCGAGGCGGCUUCGCUCUUGGCCAGUCCGACGAUGCCGUGCCGUUGAGCCCGACGGAGAGCGAUGCCGACUUUGCGACGGGCCUCGUCAUUUCAGACGAUCUCGAUCUCUCGCCAAGCCGCCUGCACGCCAAGUCGCUCUCCUACAAGCUGCGCGGCCCGCCGCCGUCCAGCCGCCGCAGCCGCAACAGCGCCUACACGGCGCAGUCUGGCGGCGGACGGUCGACGCAGCCCUCGCGCCGCAGCACGCUGUCAGACACCAGGUCAACACCAUCGCAGCCGCCUCCGCCGUCGGUCACUGUCACGAUAUCGUCUCCUCAGCUCGCGCGCAUUGCUCCCAGCGGCAUCAAGUCGUCUCCGCCGCGCGCGCCGUCUGCGUACAGUCACAUGCCUGGCAGCGGCCCAAGACCUGGCACACUCUCGGCCGUGCGCCCGCUGCGCUACAAGAAGAGCGUCGGCGACCUCGCUACUCCGUCGAGCACGCCGGCAGCCGCAACGAGCAACGCAGCUGGCACAUCGUCUCGACCGAUCAGCCUCUCGCGCAAGCGCAGCCUGCCGCAUCUCAGUGUCGACGCGAUGCCCCCGCCUGCCGCUCCGGCGCAGCAGCCCGGCCGCGCCGUGGCAGAGCCAACGGGCUCCCGGCUGCUAGCCUCUACGGCCGCCUCUCGCGCUCGCGCUGCCGAGGUCCGCGCCGCUCGAGAGCGCAGCGUCACAGCAGACGGUCACCCACCGGCACGUCCGAAUACGCCUUCGUCCUUCAUGCCUACGCGUGUCGGUGCCAAUCGGUUCGCGAUGCACACAGCCUCCUCGCUAGCAAGAGCCAGCGAGACAGAUGCCGCGACUCGUCGGCCUGCCUCGCCGCUGGCGCAGGCGAUUUCCGCUGGAGCAGCGGCCGGCCGUGAAGCAGCCGUGCGCAUGCUGCGCCGGCCCAAGCGUGGUCGCAUGUACGGCGAUGGCCACGAGCUCGAGUCUUUCGACGACCUGCCGACGAGCACUGAACGCGAGAGUCGCACGCUGCGCGAGGGCGGCAAGGACGACACUCUGCGUGCACGCGGCAGUGCGGUGCUUGCUGCCAUCACGAGCCGCUGGUCGGAAGCGUCGGCAUCAGUCGGCGGCUCUCGCAGCCGGCGCACCCUCGACCCGAUGGCAUCCAAGAAGGUCCGUCAGCCCGCCGGCAAGCGCGGCCGUGCCAGUGGCAACCCGACGCUCAUCUGCCAUCUCGGCUCCGUCGAUGCUGCGCCUCGCGUCGUCGGCGACAUGCGCUGGAACAUGUCCAAGCAGAAGUGGGAGGGCAACGAGGCGGCGCUGCGCGACUUUGACAACGCUCUGAGCUCCAACACGCGGCCGGCGCUCAUCACGCAGCUCACCGGCUCGAGCACGUCGAGCUUCUUUGGCGCUCCCACCUCGCCGCCGGCGGGCGUGGCGUCGAGCGGCGCGCGCAUCGUCGGCGACAUGCGCUUCGACCCACUCGCUCUGCGCUGGGUCAGCGCGCACGGCGUCGAGGAGCCGGAUCCCUUUGCCGACCUGGCGGAGCUCGACGAGGGCUCGUCGCAGAACGAGAGCGCCGACGUGCUCGAGGCUGCGCCAACGUUUCCUUCUGCUGCCGGUGCGGCGGCGGCCAGACGUGCACGCUCGACGGACCUGCUGCGCGAUGUGGCUGGCGGCGACGGCAAGGCACAUCCGCGUCGCUCGGCCAGCAGCGCCGUGUCGUCGGCCGUCAUCGAGGCGGCAAUCGAGCGGCGCAACGCUGAGCCGCCGGCCGAGCUCGCUGGCUUCGUCGACGCGGCGCUGUGGGCCUCGUGCCUCGAGGCCAGCCGCCGGCACGAGGACGAGGUCAGAGCCUUUCUGCCGACGCGCAACGGCGCCGAGACGGCGCGAGCCGCCGGCAAGGAGCACCUGUACCUGCUCCAGCGCCUCGCUCGGCAGGCCGCAUCGCGCUGAGCACCCCUCUGCGAGCGACAGUCGCUCGUCAAAAGCUCGUCUUCCCCGCGCACCUCCUAAGUAUAGUAGCUUGUUCCCUUCCUGUCCCUUCACUCUCUCCUGUACCAUCCCAUCUGCGACGACUCGCUCACGAACCCGCGUCACCUGUACCACCUCCACCCUCACGAUCGACCCCCUCACGAUGUGCGCGCACGAAUUCACGAUGUCCCUGUU